AUGUCUUUAGUUUCAAGUUGUCAACCUUACGGCCAAAAUGAGACACUUGUCUCAUCUAUCCGAAAUAUUACAAAGGAUUAUCCCUCCGAAAGUGUUUUUAAGGAAUUCCUUCAAAAUGCCGAUGAUGCAGGAGCUACUCGAUUUCAUGUAAUAAUAGAUGCUCGUCGACAUCCCACUGAAACUUUACUUUCAAACGAAAUGAAAGCUUGGCAAGGUCCUGCCAUAUUAAUAUUCAAUAAUGCAAAAUUUAAAAAAAGCGAUUUUGAUUCGCUUAUGCAGAUUCGUGUUGGUGGAAAACAAGGUGAUGAUACGAAAAUUGGAAAACAUGGAUUAGGCUUUAAUUCAUGCUAUCAUUUUACCGAUGUACCAAGUUUUGUCAGUGGGGAUUACAUUGCAUUUUUGGAUCCACAUCAAAAAUAUUUACCAACAAAAGAGCGUGGUAGUAUUGGUACUUUUCCUAAAGAUGGUAUUAAUGGUUUCUCCGAAAGAGACCAAUUAGUUCCUUAUGAAGGUAUUGAAGGCAACGAUUUUCGAUCAACUUUUGAUGGAACACUCUUUCGAUUACCAUUCCGUCAACAACCAAGUGAAAUAUCUGAUAGUAUUUUUACUACUAAUCAGGUUCUUCAAUUAGUUAAUAACAUUAAGUCAAAUGCUGCCUCUCAAUUUUUAUUUCUUCGAAAUAUUGAAACAUUUGAAGUAUCUCAUAUACCAGGAGGUACAUCUCCACAACAAAUGGUUCCUCUAUGGAAAGCAACCAUAAUAGGAUUAGAUGAUAAUGUACGAAAUAAAAGAAAACGUAUCAGUAAUGAUGAACUUCAAAUUUAUGAGAUGAAAGUUGAGUUAAUUGACAAUGAAACCAAACAAAUAGAUCAUUGGAUAAUUGCUACUGGUGCUCAAAAAGAUCCUGAAGAUCCUCAACUUAAACAAUAUGCAAAACGACAUCGAUUACGUAUCUUAGGUGGUAUCGCUGCACCAUUAAGCAGUUCUAAAAAAAGAAUUCAUACUUUGGACCAACCGAUUAACCCUAUUUUCGUAAAUUUAAGUAUGAUUCCGAGUGAAUUUAAGGGUAGAAUGUAUUCUUUUCUUUCAUUACCUGAUGUUACACAUUUACCGGUUCAUUUAAGUGGAACCUGGGCUCAAAGUUCAGAUCGUGCAAGAUUAUUAAUUGAAAAAGAUGAUACACCAGAUAUUGAUCAUCAAAAACUCAAAUGGAAUAGGCAUAUCUUACUCGAGUUCUUACCAAAAAUUCAUUGUGGACUUUUAAAAGAAGUUAUUGAAUUACAAAAAAGUAAAAAAAUUGAUACAACAAGUAAACCUACAUCAAAAUUUUGGCCGUUUCCACCAAUUUCUCGAAAUCAUCCAAAGUACACGGUUGAGUAUGGCUGCAAG
This is a messenger RNA of Scutellospora calospora, 1389 nucleotides long. The record is from the annotation of a GenBank genome assembly. Lineage: Eukaryota; Fungi; Glomeromycota; Glomeromycetes; Diversisporales; Gigasporaceae.